Australozyma saopauloensis is the source of this 498-nucleotide messenger RNA. It is a transcript of the gene SDH4, whose product is annotated as Sdh4p. Gene Ontology annotation, biological process: tricarboxylic acid cycle; mitochondrial electron transport, succinate to ubiquinone. The transcript has a single exon. Bases 1 to 498 code for a protein of 165 amino acids. The record is from RefSeq and is a predicted model, not a curated record. Lineage: Eukaryota; Fungi; Ascomycota; Pichiomycetes; Serinales; Metschnikowiaceae. Gene Ontology annotation, molecular function: heme binding; succinate dehydrogenase (quinone) activity; ubiquinone binding. Gene Ontology annotation, cellular component: mitochondrial envelope; membrane.
AUGCUUCCGAUCAUGAGAAACUCCCGUCGUUUGCCCAUUUUUGGCAAGAACUUGGGCCUUGUAGCUCAUAGACCACUCCUGCUUAAACCUGAUUGGUCCAAAUUCAAGAAGAUCGAACAACCUCCAGGACAUGUGGUUGGAAACGUGAAUGAAGCAUAUAGAAUCCCAUUGGUUAGCCCAUAUGAAAGUAAUUACCACUGGACAUACGAGCGUAUGAUUGCCUUGGGCCUUCUACCCAUGACAGCAGUGCCAUUCGUUUAUGGUGUGGAGUUCCCAUACUUGGAUGCCGCAUUUUGCUUGACGCUUCUUUUCCAUGUGCAUUCAGGUUUCAAGUCAUGCAUCAUUGAUUACAUUCCUGAGCGAGUGUAUGGAUUCUGGCAUCGCGCAGCCUGCAAAUUGUUGUCGUUGGGAUCGUUUGUGUCGAUGUAUGGUAUCUAUCUCAUAGAGACCAACGAGAACGGACUUUUCGAGCUCAUUUCCAGAAUAUGGGGUGCUUGA